This is a messenger RNA of Aspergillus aculeatus ATCC 16872, 1829 nucleotides long. RefSeq names its product cytochrome P450. The record is from RefSeq and is a predicted model, not a curated record. Gene Ontology annotation, molecular function: heme binding; oxidoreductase activity, acting on paired donors, with incorporation or reduction of molecular oxygen; monooxygenase activity. NCBI's taxonomy places the organism in Eukaryota, Fungi, Ascomycota, Eurotiomycetes, Eurotiales, Aspergillaceae. The transcript is spliced from 7 exons. Bases 119 to 1696 code for a protein of 525 amino acids.
ACUCUCUCCCCGCGUGUCGCCUCCACCGACCCUCACGCACUUCCUCCCGUGCAUUGCAGCCCUAAUCGCGCUGCGUCUAUCAUGUCCUGCACCUGAGGACCCUACCAAGCCCACCGCAAUGUACCUGUUACCGCUCGUCGUCGGCCUUGUCGGCCUCUACCUUUUGCUCAAGUUCUUCUCGUCAACGCGCCGCGCCUCUGCACCCUUGCCUCCAGGCCCCUCGCCUCUGCCACUGGUGGGCAAUAUUCGCGACCUCCCUUCUCCAGAUAGUCCGGACUGGCUGCAUUGGCUGAAACAUAAGGAUGUCUACGGACCCAUCAGCACCGUCUCCGUUCUCGGACAGAGACUCAUCAUCCUCAACGAUGCCAACCUAGCGAUUGAUCUCCUGGAAAAGCGAUCCGCCAUCCACUCAGAUCGGCCCAAGAUGCCAUUUGCCGAACUCGCCGGCUGGGGCGACGGGCUGGUCAUCCUUCCCUACUCGAGCCGCUUCAAGGCGUACCGCAAGAGCCUGCACCGCGAGAUCGGGUCCAAGGCGAGCGUGGCGCGGUUCAACGCGUUGCAGGAGGUGGAAGUGCGGCGGUUUUUGUUGCGCUUAAUCAACCAGCCCGAGGAUUUGGUGGGACACAUUCGCAAACUGGCGGGCGCCGUAAUCCUCAAGAUCGCCUACGGAUACUCCAUCGACCCGCACAAACGUGACCCGCUGGUGGAUCUAGCCGACGAAGCCGUCGAGCAGUUCUCGCUGGCCGUACGCCCGGGAACGUGGAUGGUGGAUGUUCUGCCGUUCCUCCGCCAUAUCCCCGCGUGGUUCCCCGGCGCCGGAUUCCAGCGCACGGCACAGUCCUUCCGCAAACAAAGCCAAGCCGUGGCCGACAUCCCGUUCGCCUUCGUGCAGCAGCAGAUGGCGCAGCCGGGCUACGAGCCCUCCUACGCGUCCAACCUGCUCGAGGGGAAGGUGCUGACCCCGGGCACGGAGGAGGAGACGGUCAUCAAGUGGUCGUCCGCCACGCUUUAUGCCGCUGGCGCUGAUACGACCGUCUCGACCACAACAACCUUCUUCCUGGCCAUGGCCCUCUACCCGGACGUCCAGCGCAAAGCGCAAGAAGAAAUCGACCGCGUGAUCGGACCCGGCCGACUGCCCACGGACGCAGACCGACCGAAUCUGCCCUACGUCGAUGCACUGGUCAAAGAAGCGCUGCGCUGGCACCCCGUCGGCCCGAUGGGGAUCCCGCACCGCUCCAUGGAGGACGAUAUCUGCGGCGGGUACCUCAUCCCCAAGGGCUCUAUCAUUCUCCCGAAUAUCUGGGCCUUCUGCCACGACCCCACCGCCUACAUAGACCCGAUGACCUUCGACCCCGCCCGCUUCCUGGGCGCCCACCCCGAGCGCGAUCCGCAUUACCUGGCCUUCGGGUUUGGACGGCGUGUCUGCCCCGGACGCACGCUGGCGGACUCGAACAUCUUCCUGACGGUGGCGCAGACGCUGGCGUCAUGUUGGGUUGGGAAGGCGCUGACCGAAAAUGGGGAGGCGGUCGAGGUGCGCCCGGAGUUCUUGCCGGGGACGAUUAGCCAUCCUGCCCCGUUUGAGGUCCGGGUUGCGCCCCGGAGCAAGGAGUAUGAGCGCUUGAUUCGGGAUGUCGAGAGGGAGUUUCCGUGGGAGGUGGAGCAUUCGGAGAGGUUGAGGAGGGAGUUUCUUGCGUGAGUUGGGAGGGAUUAGUGGUAGGUUGGUGGGGGUUACUAUCAAUCGGUGGUGAGAGGGAUACGUGCCUCAUUCUUCAAGUAAUGGGCUGCGUUCGAACAAAGUGAAAUAUAAUUUCAGAAUGGUAAAUGGUGCA